Metarhizium album ARSEF 1941 is the source of this 840-nucleotide messenger RNA. Its product is annotated as Proline racemase. Gene Ontology annotation, molecular function: hydro-lyase activity. The record is from RefSeq and is a predicted model, not a curated record. The coding region runs from base 1 to 840 and encodes 279 amino acids. NCBI's taxonomy places the organism in Eukaryota, Fungi, Ascomycota, Sordariomycetes, Hypocreales, Clavicipitaceae. The transcript has a single exon.
AUGUACAGCGGCUUCAUCACACCCCCAGAUGACCCCCGUGCACACUUUAGUGUGCUAUUCUGGCACAAAGACGGCUUCUCCACAGCCUGUGGCCACGGGACCAUAGCUCUUGGCUUUUGGGCGAUAUGCCAUAGCCUCGUCAAGGUUUCUGCGGCCAACGAAACAGUCGAUGUCGUCGUCGACGUGCCGUCGGGUCGAGUGGUGGCACGCAUGGGAAUAGAGCAAGGGAUACCAAUACACGCCGACUUCAUCAACGUGACGAGCUUUCAGCUCGCAAAAGCCCUGUCUGUCACCGUAACUUCGUGCGGCGCGGACAUGAGCGUGGAUUUGGCCUUUGCCGGCGCCGUCUACGCCAGCGUAGACGCAGCUCAGGUCGGACUCAAGAUCGAGCCCCAUAACGCGGACCGCUUCAUUCAGCUCGCUCGAGAAGUCAAGCGCUUGCUCGCCACAAGAGCCCACUACGGCUCGUACGACUGCUACAGAGUCAUCUUCUUCAGCGACAAGGCGGAUGGGCAGGACAACAAGCAGGCCAUCACGCAGAGAAACGUUACUGUAUUUGCAGACGGACAGAUUGACCGUUCGCCCUGUGGCUCCAGGACCUGCGCUAGACUUGCCAUCCUGCUGGCUCAGGGAAAGCUGGGCUCCAGGUGCUCGAAGCUUUUGCAUCGCUCCAUUAUAGGGUCAGAAUUCAAGGCCGAUAUUGUGUCCAAGGCACACAGCCCCGUCCAAGGAUUUCCGGCUUGCAUUCCACAUGUAAGGAGUCAGGCCAACUUAGUUGGACGGAUGAAGUUUUUCAUUGACCCAGAGGAUGACCUCUUUCCUAGCUUUCUGCUGCAAUAG